AUGUCGGACUCAUCGGACGAUGAUUUGGUUUUGUUAGGAAAUGUUUAUUUAAAAAUGCGAAAAACAGCUGACCAGCGCGAGUCGGCGCCGAUCGGCGCUUAUCGACGCUUAUCGGCGCCGAUCGGCGCCGAUCGGCGCUGGUCCAUAGAAAAAGGAUCAGCGCCGAUAGGCGCCGAUAAGCGCCGAUCGGCGCUGAUCGGCGCCGAUCGGCUUUCGGCUUUCUUUCUGUAUACGGCCUUAAAAACUAUGGAAGAUGGUAAUGUUGUCAACAUAAAAGACGACAAAAUCGCGGCAUUUGCAAAUUUAUACAGCGAAAGACCAUCUAAGCUAACCACGAAUGGCCAUGAUAUCUCCGGUGAAUCCUCCAACCCGCCCGACGACUCGUUUCAGAUACGCCAUCAGAGUGUAGAAGCAUCAAGAGAUGACAAGUUCCGAAAACGCAUCAACCCACUCAGAAUACACUUGGGAAAAAGGCCUUUUGUUGACAAUUCCAUUCAGCAUUAUAAUUCCGCCAAAAAGAAGAAGCCUUAUGGAGUUAAAAUCAGUGACACAAAUGCAGCAAAUACUGUACCAAGGGUCCCAAAGCUUGUGCAUAAGCGACUGAAUAAUACACAAUUUCAUCAUGUUACAUCACAUGGAGGAAGACCUUAUGACAAUGAACAAGACAAACCUGUUCCCCGACUUGUGCCCAAAAGUCAACUUCUGCAAUUUAAAAAGGGUAAAGUUGAAAAAGGAGCCCAAUUGAAAGAAUAUGCUCAAAGCUUGGGUCUACAGCCUAUGGUCAAAUUUAAAUGCAGGAAGUGUUGUUCAAUGUCAUUUAAAACACUGGCUAUGUUGAAAGAACACCAAUUAGUCUGUCGAGCACAAGCCAAAGAGCCUGCACUGAGUCCAGAAGCCACUCCAAGUCCAGAAAACAAUUCAGGAGGACCAUCCCGUGUUACAAGAAAAGUAUACUUAUGUUCUGCUUGUGGUACAUAUUAUGAAAAUUGGAAUCUCUUUUUGCACAUGAGAGAAGCUCACAACAGGCAUAUUUGUUUGUUUUGUUUAGGAAUGUUUUCAAAAGCUGAAAAACUUGCAUCGCAUUUGUCUAAUAAACACAAUGUCCAAGAAUUUAACUAUGACAGUAAAGAAGAAUUUUGCAAAGUUUAUAAUGGUAAUUUCUAUUUAAUGUGCUGUGUAUGCGAUGAGAUCUGUAGUGAACAAGAUGACUUUUUUAAUCAUGACUGUAAUAAUAUUAAGCCCAGACCUGUGCCUGUGCGUGUGAAUAAACAUACUUUAAAAACUAAUAAUUUAAGAAACAAUAUGAACUGUAAUGAAAUCUCUACAAAUGGCCCAACAACUGUAAAGGAAAUAAAUAAGCCCAUAGUUGACAAAAAAGAAAUAAUUGAAGAGGUCAAAAUUGCUGGUCAACUUUCAAAGAUUGUAACUUCUGAUGUUAUUGCUGAUAAUUGUGAACCAGUUCAUAGUGACACAAGUCUUAGUUCUGAAAAUUCGAUAUGUACAAGUAAAGACACUAACAAUACUAUAGAUUCUGGUAUGGAAUUAGACAGUUCUGGUAAUAAACCUGUAAGUCCUACACUUCAAGAUACACCAUUUUCUGAUAAAAGUGAGCAUUUAAUUCCCAAUGGAGAUGAUAGUAUAGAACAUUCAGACGAAAGUCAAUCACCACCUCAUGAUGAAGUUCCCUCAACUCUUUCGGAGCAAUCACCUGAAAAAUGUGCAAAGCCUAUAAUUCCACCCAUUGAGAAAGAGAAAGAAUUUGGCAUUAAGUUGAAACUUAGUUUAAACAAAGCCAACUCUCCGGUUAUUAUAAAUUCUACUGUAGAUCCCACUAUUGGUCAACAAAUUGCAUAUAAACCACCAAGUAGAGUAAGAAGACCUCCAAAACGCUAUGAAAAAGAAUUACCAUUACCUACAGAUCCACCACCAACGCCAGCAGCUUUGCCAAAAACUCCCUCAAUAAAAAUGACAAUAUGUGAUAAAGCUGAUAGCCCUUUUGUAAAGACUACAAUAUAUGAAGAUGCCAAGAAGACUACACUUAAAACACUUCUGAAUAAUAAUCUGGAUUCAGUUUCUGAAUUAACAGAAUAUAAACCAGAUAAUAGCAUAAAAACUACAAUAUAUGACAACAAACUAGAGGAUAUCAAUACAUUAAACAGGGUACCAAAAUUAACUGUUAGGGUUCCUAAAGAACUAUUGGACAAAGAUUCAUCCAGUGAUUAUUCAUCAGACAGUGAUGUGAGUGAUAAAUUGACAGUUGACGAAAACAAUGUGACAAUAGAAGAAAAUGUGAAAGUAGAACAGUCUCCACAGAUUCAAGAUAACCAUUCGACUUUGGUAGAUAGGAAAGAGGACUCAAAUGACCAUAUACUUCCAACUAACACAUCGGAGAUUCCUGAUAAUUCUUGCAAUGAAACAGAAUCUAAGACUGAUUUUGUAGAUCAGGAGAUUCCUAUUGAGACAAAACCUGAAGAGCCAGAAAUACCUGUUACGGAACUCUCUUUAGACAAGCCAUUAGAUAAGUAUGAAUUGAAAGAUUUACUGAAAGUGUUUUUGUCUUGUACAGCUUUUAAUUGUAUUUAUUGUAACCAUGUUAGAAAAAUAGCAGUUAAUUGUGAGCAAUUGUCAUUGCAUAUGGUUGCACAACACCGUUUCACAGCAACUGUCAACAGCAUUACAGCAGAAGAAUUAAUGCCAGAGACAAUCACUGCCAGACUAAAGACAGGAGCAUCAGAAUUACAGUCUAUUUUUAUUAAUUUGAACUCUUAUGACAGUAUUGAUAAAUAUGACGAUGUUCAAUUUGACCACAUAUUUGAAUGUUUCCAAUGUUACUUCAAAACUGCUGUUCAUAAAGAUCUCUAUUUACAUAAUCGUAAAAUGCAUCAAAAGACAAUUUUGCUGUGCGUUAUGUGUAAAUCAAAUUUUUACAGUUAUAGUGAAUUAUUGUGUCAUUUGUGUCCAGGAACUUAUGAUUCUGAGUAUGAAAUAAAGUUUAGAUGUUGUUUAUGCAAUGUAGACUCUAUACCAUCUUCUUUUAGGUUAAUGGUACACUUAAGAAAAAUACAUCACACAUGUGAUGUAUGUUUGGAAUUUUGUCAUAACCAGGCACGUCUAUCUAAUCAUGUUUGGAAACAUAAGUUGCACCACCUCUGCUAUCGUUGUGGCAUUGCUUAUAGAAAUAAACCUGAUAUAACUAAUCACCUUUUCUGGAAACAUGGCACUGAAAGUGUAUUAUGUAAAAGAUGUCUUCAGAAAAAAUGGCCCCAUGUAUAUCAUUUCUGUUCACCACCUGCUAUAUUUGUUUGUGAUGAAUGUAACUUGCAAUUUACAAGACCAGUUUGCUUAAAAGUCCACAAAAGAUUUCAUACUGAAGAGUACCCCCAUCUAUGUAAGGAAGAAGGCUGUACAGAAAAGUUUGUAUCGAGAAAGUUGCUUGAAAAGCAUAUUGAUAAUCAUAAACAAAAAUUAAUAACAGAAGAAUUAACAAAAGAGGUUACUUCUACUGUGGAAAAAAGUACAGAACUGUCAAAAGAACCUAUCCCAGUCAUUGACUUAGUUGAUGAAAAACCCAAAGAUGAAGCUGGAUCUUCUGAAACAAAUGCAGAGGUAGGGUCUGAACAAGUAUCUAAAAAAGCAAAGAAAAAAAAGCAGAAAGAAAAAGACGCCUUACUCUUAGAUGUAAAUUUGCCAGCAUUAGAUUUAUCGGAGAGCGAUAGCAGUGAUGAAUCUGAUAGUGGAAAUCCAACUGUUAAAAAGGAGGAAAAAAGCGAACUACCCGAUGAUGGAACAUCUGCUCCUGACUCUGACAUAAACAAUGAUCUAAUAAAUGUGGAACCUGAACUUCCAAAAAUUAAAGAGAAAUCUGAGCCCAUUGAAGAAGAAAAGCCAAGUGAACAACAAAUAUUGGAUAUUUGGGAUAACUUCAAGAAAUAUCAAGCUAAAGUUGAAAAACAAAAAGAAAAAACACCACCUUUAGUACCUAUAAGAAAGCAUGUAUGUGAAUCAGAUCAUGAUUAUUGCCUUAUUCCAUCAGAUUUCAAUGGAGAUGAUGAUCCAUUCAGUUUAAAUAAGAAGAAAAACAAAAAAUCACCAAAGAAAAAACAUGGAGAGUUAACAUCUUCAAGUAGCAGUAGUAGUGACAGUGAUUCAAGUUGUUCAUGUGGAUCUAACUGUAGUUGCUCUUCUAGUAGUGGAUCUUCUUCUUCUAGUUCUUCUGAUACAGAUUCAUCGGACGACACAGGAAUUGAAAAGAAAAACGUAAGCAUUGAUAAGAAGAAGAAGAAGCAAUUAAAGAAAAUUUUACCAAAUAGAAGAAUGAGUAGUGGCUCUAAUGUGGAUGUUUUGGGAAUGUCUGAAACACCAAUUUUAGUACCAGAGAAGAUUGAGCCACCCAUAGCAGAAACAGAUUUAGAAACUGAUGAAAGUGAAACUGAUGAAGAAUUUUAUGAUGAACAUCCUCAAAGAAUGGCUAAUAAGCUACAUGCAGAAAAACGUAAUCAACUAAUGCUUUUAGCAUCUGUGGCACCAUCAGAUGGUGGGUCGGUCUCAGGAGAAGCUAGCCGCCCUAGCACUCCGAUAAAAGAGGAGCAAGAAAAUAAAACAGUAGUUGAAGUUAAAGAAAAAACUAGCAGUAGUAAAAAGAAAAGCAAAAAGAAGAAGAAGUCAAGGAGUUCCAAAAAACAUGGCCCAAUCAAACUCAACAUUCCUAAAGAUAUAAUUGCAAAGUCUGAAGUGGAACAACCCUUAAUGCCACCAGUAUCUAAUAAAAUCACAAUAUCACUGCAUUCUAACACAGUUCAACUACCAGAGACACCUACAUGUGUUUCCACACCUAUAACGCCAACCGUGAGCACUCCAACAGUAUCUUCAAUAGAAAGUAAACGGGCGUCUAAAAGAAGACGUGUUCCUAACAAAUUUUAUGGUUACUCAAGCGAUGACGAAUCAGCUUCUCCAAACAUUGCAGCUUUAAAACCACAGCAACCUCCUAAACUGGAGUGGAGAAAAGAAGAUUUACCAUCUCCUGUUACGCACAAAGCAAAGAAAGAAGUGCCGACAACAGUCCUGCCACAAAAAAUAUAUAAUUAUACAGAACCUAUCAGGCUGACAACACCAAUACCAGACCCUGAGCCACCUCGAAUUUUAAUGAAUACUGAAUCUAUGGAAUCUAGUGAUUCUGAUUCCAGUGAAGGAAACUUAGAGAUAUACCAACCUACCAACAGCGCCGUUGCACCUAUUCCGCCUCCGACAUAUUUGAAUUCGGGCACCUCUAGUUUGCCAUACCCGUUCCAAAGGCCAGCAGUGCGGCAAGCGCGAGAAGGAGAAAGCGUUUACUGUUACUGUCGCUGCCCCUACGAUGAAGUGUCGGAAAUGAUCGCAUGUGAUGCAGAAGGAUGCCCUAUAGAAUGGUUCCAUUUUGAAUGUGUUGGCAUUAUGGUACCACCUAAAGGAAAAUGGUAUUGCCCUGAAUGUAGGAAAAAUCAAAGUUUUUCAGACACUUAUGCUGUAUUGUUUUGGGAAAACUUCGAAAGGGAGUUAUUUCCGCAGCUGGAUUAUACGCAGGCGUUUAGUGCCUCUAAGUGUUGCCGCACACGAUCCACACGCCACAGCCACAAACCACGCCGCCACGAGAAGCUAGAAGUUGUUGUAGGUAGAGUCGGCGCAGAUGGUGUAGAUGUUGUAGAAGCAGUAAACAAAUCUGCAUGUACUACAGACGCUCCGCUUCGGUGUGGGAAAGGCUUCCACUACCCACUACCCACUAUCCAUUCUCUUGGAUCCAGCAUACGGGACAGCACUAUACGCGUAAUAGAGAUGGAGAUACAGCAUCUCUUUCACGUGUAUAGCACAUCCCGCAUGCUAGAUCCAACAAGAUGGAUAGUGCUUUAG
Messenger RNA from Chilo suppressalis (striped riceborer), 5883 nucleotides. The record is from the annotation of a GenBank genome assembly. NCBI's taxonomy places the organism in Eukaryota, Metazoa, Arthropoda, Insecta, Lepidoptera, Crambidae.